This is a messenger RNA of Meloidogyne enterolobii, 1365 nucleotides long. Lineage: Eukaryota; Metazoa; Nematoda; Chromadorea; Rhabditida; Meloidogynidae. The record is from the annotation of a GenBank genome assembly.
AUGGUAUCAUCUAUUUCAUUAAACCAACAAAUUAACCAAAUUGAAAUUGAAAAUUGUAUUGAAUUAAAUAGUGUUUUGGAUCAAUUUGGUGAUUGGACUUUACGUUUGGAUGUUAAAUUUUUCUAUUCAUUAUUUUAUGCCGCAAUAUUUAUUGUUGGUUUAAUAGGGAAUGGUUUCCUUGUUGGAACAAUAAGAAGGAGAAUGACUGUAGCUAAUGUAUUUCUUAUGAAUUUAGCUAUUUCUGAUUUGCUUUUAUGUAUUACUGCCCUCCCAAUAACUCCAGUCUUAGCUUUUGUUAAGCGUUGGAUAUUUGGAUUAGCACUUUGUAAAUUAGUUCCUCUUUGUCAAGGAAUAUCUGUUUUAAUUUCUUCCUAUUGUUUGUGUUUAAUUGCUGUUGACAGAUAUAGGUCUAUUGUUACUCCACUUAAAGUUCCUUGGAAUAUACAACAUGCACAAUGGUUAAUGACACUCUGUUGGACUUUUUGUAUAAUUAUUUCCUCUCCUUUAUUUAUUGUUCAAGGAUUGCAACAAAUUGUAUAUAAAAAUAUGACCUUUUGUGGAGAAUUUUGUACUGAACUUAAUUGGCCUACAGAUUUUCGAAUAAAAUUAUUUUAUGGAAUUUCUCUCCUUUCUAUCCAAUUUUUAAUCCCCACUUUAAUAAUGACUUAUUGUUAUUGGAAAAUUUUACAAAAAGUUAGACAAGAUUGGUUAGUUCCAACAAAUAAUUCAAUAAUGAGUUUGGAACAACAGGCACAAACAGCAAUUCGAAAAAGAAGAGUAAUGUAUGUGCUAAUUUUGAUGGUAUUAAUAUUUAUGGGUUCCUGGAUGCCACUCACAUUUGUUAAUUUACUUCGAGAUAUUGGAAUUAGCUUUUUGGAAACACAAAUGUAUUUCAAAUUACUUAAUGUUCACGCUGUAGCAAUGACAUCUGUUGUUUCUAAUCCUUUAUUAUAUUUUUAUAUGAGCAAAAGGCAUAGACGAGCCCUUCGUGAUGAUAUGUAUUGGUUAACAAAUGCACGUCGCCAACAAAAUCAACAUGUUGGCGGCCUUUUAGCCAAAUUUACUCCAAGUCCUUCUAUAGGGCUUUUAUAUAAGAAAAGUUUAGAAAGGCAUAUUCUUCAAAAUGCUACAGCUAAAUAUAAUCCUUAUAGACGGGGUACUUUAGCAGAUCCAACAACUCUUGGAAGAGAAAAAGCAUUACAAGAAAUGCAUGCAAAUUGUUUUUUAUUGGUUCCAUUAAUGCCCCUUUGUGUUGCAAAUCAGCAACGUUUAGCAACAAAUCAAAGAGAAAUAUCUAAUAAUAAUAAUAAUAUUAAUUUAAAUUUUAAACGACAAAAACAUCCUAAAUUUGUUUGUGAAGCUUGA